AUGACUUCAGGGCGGACAGCAGAGCUACGCAUUAUUGCCAUUGGAUGCGGAGUUGCUGGCAUCGCACUCUCUGCACAGCUCAGAUCACAGCUAGGUUAUGAGAACUUUGUUGUUUACGAAAGGGAGAAAUCCAUUAGUGCGACUUGGUACCUCAAAACAUAUCCCGUUGUUGGCUGUGAUUCCAAACGGUUGGCCGAGCAAGCGGAAGUCCUUCACUAUCUGCAAGACGCGGUUGACAAGUUUGGUGUCGCCCCAUGUGCGUCUGGGCGUGGAGGUGAUCGAGGCUGCUUGGAUCCAAGAGAAGUCUUUCACAAAGAAGCUGAAAUGCUGGUAUCGUGGGUGGGCACAAUAUCGCUACCCAAAGAAUGCAACGUCUCUGGCAAUGAGACGUUCAAAGGCGACAAGUGGCACUCUGCGCGCUGGAAUCUCGAUGUCUCUCUCAGGGGGAAGCGUGUUGCUGUCGUCGGCAAUGGCUGCUUGGCCGCUCAAUUAGUCCCGUACGUGACCAAAGAGACCGCGCAGGUACACCAGUCCCAACGAUCGCCCCAAUGGAUCAAUGAAAGCCCCAAUCGCACCUUCACCGAAUUUCGAAAAUGGUGCUUCCGAUACGAACCUCCCUGGGAGCGCAUUUACCGCUUCUACCUGUGGAAGAAGACUGACGCCCUUCAUGAUCUAUACCAGUCCGAAACAGCCCGAUCGCUGCGUGACUGCGCCGCGGCCACCGAACAAGCCAAGGCCUACUGA
Molecule: messenger RNA, 744 nt
Organism: Cladophialophora bantiana CBS 173.52
Lineage: Eukaryota; Fungi; Ascomycota; Eurotiomycetes; Chaetothyriales; Herpotrichiellaceae
Exons: 3
Coding region: 1-744 (247 amino acids)
Molecular function (GO): N,N-dimethylaniline monooxygenase activity; flavin adenine dinucleotide binding; NADP binding
Source: RefSeq, a predicted model, not a curated record